Messenger RNA from Daldinia caldariorum, 1915 nucleotides. Its product is annotated as putative isomerase YbhE. NCBI's taxonomy places the organism in Eukaryota, Fungi, Ascomycota, Sordariomycetes, Xylariales, Hypoxylaceae. Gene Ontology annotation, molecular function: protein binding; 6-phosphogluconolactonase activity. The transcript is spliced from 2 exons. The coding region runs from base 530 to 1705 and encodes 391 amino acids. The record is from RefSeq and is a predicted model, not a curated record.
UUUUUUUUUUUCUCCUUAUUUAUGAUCGUUGUCUUCGUUCGUAAUCUAGCCUUUUACUUUUCUGAUGAUAUUUUCUCGCAUCUGUCUGCCAAGUAUUAGUAAAACCUAUAGCUUUGCGUAGAGGUCGAAGAUACUACAUUCAUUUCUUAUUUCGCGAAAUAUUUGUCCCUUGUCCAAAGAAAUUAGGUCACAUUGGGAACAACUACAACUACCUUGUCAUUCAUUACCCAUUAUACCAUCAACUACCAUUACUCUUCUUUCAAGUCGGUCUUUUAGUGUUGUUGAUUCACUUGACAAGUCACCGCUAGAUUCCUUGUUGACCUCCGCUUAUAAGACCAUCUUCAGCCAUUUGCUUUGCUAUAAACGUCACAGCAAAAUUGCCUUUUUUCUCCUCUUUUCUUUUUCUUCCCUUCCCUAGGUACCUAAGGUAUCUUUAGCCACUUGUUAAGCAAGCGUAGCCUAAACCUAAACUCUUUUUGACAUUUUGACUUUUAUCUUACCAACUUUCUACCCCUCCAAAUUUACAAACAUGAAGGGAAUUAUUGCAGCACUUCUUCUCGGCACUGCCUCAGCAAUGCCGUCCCUUACACCUCGCGAAGACGCUCCGGCAGCUGCUCCGCGCAAGCUCGUUCUCAGCACCCCCUUUCAGAUCCUAACUGCCGAUUUCGAUGGAUCCAAGUUCUCCAUCACUGGAAACCACACCGCUGCUGGAACGGGACCAAGCUGGCUACUCUUUAAGGAACCGAACCUCCUCUAUGCCGUGAACGAGAACGCCAACGACACCAGCCUCUUCACACUCGACUCGGGCAAGCCGACUCUUGCUUCCGCCGCGAAUGGCACUUCCGGUGUCGUCUUCCUCGAGUUCAACAGCGAUAAGACCCGCAUGGUCGGCGCUGGUUACGGCAGCGGCGCAGUCGAUGUAUGGGAUGUAUCGGCUGCUGAUGGUAGCUUGAAGCACAUUAAGACAGUUCUUGUUCCGGGUGAGCCUAACCCUGCUCAGGGAGCUCACCACCCUCACCAAGCUCUCCUUGACCCGACUGGCCGAUACUUUGUUAUUCCUAACUUGGGCGGUGACACGGUGUUGGUCCUUGACAGCAAGGAUGACCGAUACGAGUUUACUGGCAAUGCCACCCUACCUACCGGUACUGGACCCCGCCACGGCGGCUUCAUCUCGGAUGGAGAUGACCACUACUACGCACUAGCAUCCGAGUUGUCUAGUGAGCUCUUCCUCUUCAAGCUCACAUACACCGAGGACUCCAUCAGCUUCAAGCAACUCCAGAAGCAGAGCACCUACGGUGCCGUUCCCCCGGCCAACGCUACUUCUGCCGCCGCAGGUGAGCUGGUUGUUGCCGCGAACCAGAGGGACGUGUAUGUGUCGAACCGAAUCAGUGGUAACGAGACGGAUAGCAUCGCGCACUUCCAAUUCAAGAAGGGCACCGGCAAGUGCGGCGCCGCCCACCUCGACUUCGCCGACACCGUUUCCUCCGGCGGUCUGCGCCCUCGCAUGUUCAGUCUGAGCAAGGAUGAGACCCUGGCCUUCGUCACGAACCAGGGCGGCGACAACGGCCUCCUCGCUUUCAAGCGCAACAAGGAUUCCGGUUCCCUCGACCCGACCCCCGUCGCUACCUACGCUUACAAGUCACUUGUGGCUCCUGAGCUCGCGGCGACUGAUCUGAUGGGCCCGCAGUUCAUACAGGAAAUCUAAAUACCUCCUAGACUCAUCUGGAUGAUUGGGGAUAUCAUGAGAAAAAAAAAUGCAUUUAGAAGCGAACGGGUUGCAUUGAUAUCGGCGUCUGGGAUUUCGUGAUUUAUCGCUGACCAGGCUGGUUUUUCACCUGCGUCGCUUUUCUAUUCGUUGAUUUCGGCCCACGGAGGCAUUACCUUGUACAUAGCAAAUAUUUAUUUUAUUCUCCCA